Budorcas taxicolor (takin) is the source of this 3965-nucleotide messenger RNA. It is a transcript of the gene CARD10, whose product is annotated as caspase recruitment domain family member 10. The transcript is spliced from 20 exons. The record is from RefSeq and is a predicted model, not a curated record. Bases 7 to 3090 code for a protein of 1027 amino acids. Gene Ontology annotation, biological process: regulation of apoptotic process. NCBI's taxonomy places the organism in Eukaryota, Metazoa, Chordata, Mammalia, Artiodactyla, Bovidae.
GCGGCCAUGCCGGGCGGAGCCGAGGCUGGGGAGGCCGAGGAGGAGGCUGGGGCCGGGUCCGGGUCCGAGGCGGAGGAGGACGCGCUGUGGGAGCGGAUCGAGGGCGUCCGGCACCGGCUGACGCGCACCCUCAACCCAGCCAAGCUCACGCCGUAUCUGCGCCAAUGCCGGGUCAUCGACGAGCAGGACGAGGAGGAGGUGCUGAGCACCUACCGCUUCCCGUGCCGUGUCAACCGCACCGGGCGCCUAAUGGACAUCUUGCGCUGCCGGGGGAAGAGGGGCUAUGAGGCCUUCCUGGAAGCCCUGGAGUUCUACUACCCCGAGCACUUCACACUGCUCACUGGCCGAGAGCCUGCCCAGCGCUGCUCCAUGAUCCUCGAUGAGGAAGGGCCUGAGGGCCUGACCCAGUUCCUGAUGACAGAGGUGCGGCGGCUGCGGGAGGCUCGAAAGAGCCAGCUGCAGCGGGAGCAGCAGCUGCAGGCCCGGGGCCGGGUGCUGGAGGAGGAGCGAGCAGGGCUGGAGCAGCGGCUUCGGGAGCAACAGCAGGCUCAGGAGCGCUGCCAGCGGCUGCGGGAGGACUGGGAGGCCGGGAGCCUGGAGCUUCUGCGGCUUAAGGAUGAGAACUACAUGAUCGCUAUGCGCCUGGCACAGCUCAGCGAGGAGAAGAACUCAGCCGUGCUGCGCAGCAGGGACUUGCAGCUGGCGGUGGAUCAGCUCAAGCUCAAGGUGAGCCGGCUGGAGGAAGAGUGCACGCAGCUGCGAAGGGCCAGGGGGCCACUCCCUGGGGCUGAGGAGAAAGAGAAAGAGCCUGACAGUGCGGACCUGGUUUUGGAGCUCCGUGCUGAGAACCAGCGGCUGGUGGCCUCGCUGCAGGAGCUGCAGGAAGGCCUGCAGCAGGAGGCAAACCGUGCAGGGGCCCCAGGCUCCGAGCGCAUCCUCCUAGACAUCCUGGAGCAUGACUGGCGUGAGGCGCAGGACAGCCGGCAGGAGCUGUGCCAGAAGCUGCAUGCUGUGCAGGGGGAGCUGCAAUGGGCCGAGGAGCUGCGGGACAAGUAUCUGCAGGAGAUGGAGGACCUGCGGCUGAAGCACCGUACGCUGCAGAAGGACUGUGACCUGUACAAGCACCGCAUGGCCACCGUCCUGGCCCAGCUGGAGGAGAUCGAGAAGGAGCGGGACCAGGCCAUCCAGAGCCGAGACCGUAUUCAGCUGCAGUACUCGCAGAGCCUCAUUGAGAAGGACCAGUACCGGAAGCAGGUCCGAGGCCUGGAGGUGGAGCGGGAUGAGCUGCUGACGGCGCUCACCAGCCUAGAGGGCGCCAAGGCCCUGCUGGAGGUGCAGCUACAGCGGGUCCAGGGGGGGCCCCAUCUCAAGGCCUGCGCCUCUUCCCAUUCCCUGUGCUCCAACCUCAGCAGCACCUGGAGCCUCAGCGAGUUCCCAUCCCCGCUGGGAGGCCCAGAAGCAGCGGGGGAGGCGGCUGUCGUGGGAGGGCCCGAGCCCCACACCUCGGAGGAGGCCAUGGACAACGAGAAGGAGAUCAAUCGCCUCUCCAUCCUGCCCUUUCCACCCAGUGCUGGCUCCAUCCUCCGCCGGCAGCGAGAGGAAGACCCUGCGCCCCCUAAGAGGUCCUUCAGCAGCAUGUCAGACAUCACAGGGAGUGUGACGCUCAAGCCCUGGUCCCCGGGCCUCUCCUCGUCCUCGUCCUCCGACAGCGUGUGGCCUUUGGGAAAGCCGGACAGCCUUCUGGCCAGAGGCUGUGGCCUGGAUCUCUUCAACAGGUCUCUGGCUAUCCGAGUGUCUGGCUGGAGUCCCCCGGGGGGACCUGAGCCCCAGGACAAGGGCCCAGAUAGCCUGUCAUUCCUCGGGGACAGCUGGUCUGGGGCUGUUGUGCGGAGGGUGCUCUCUGGGCCAGGGUCGGCCAGGGUAGAACCAAGAGAGCCAAGGGCAGAGGCUGCUGGUUUGGAGGGGGCAGGGCUGGAAGGCGAGGCCCAGCAGACAACCUUGCCCCGGAAACAGACGUCCACGCUCCCACUGAUGGACUUCAAGGCCUGCCAGUCCUUCCACGAGGCCCUGGAUGCCUGGGUGAAGGAGCCAGGAGCUGAGCCCUUCUACAUUCGAGCCAACCUCACCCUGCCUGAGCGGGCUGACCCCCACGCCCUGUGUGUGAGAGCUCAGGAGAUACUGCGCCUGGUGGACCCAGCAUAUAAGCGACGGCAGGAGUGGUUCUGCGCGCGGGUUGACCCCCUCACCCUGCGAGACCUGGACCGGGGCACCGUGCCCAACUAUCAGAGAGCCCAGCAGCUCCUGGAAGUUCAGGAGAAGUGCCUGCCAUCUAGCCGACACCGGGGCCCCCGCAGUAAUCUAAAGAAGCGCGCCCUGGACCAACUGCGACUGGUGAAGCCCAAGCAUGUGGGGAGUCCUCCUGGGGACUCCCCAGAGCAGCUGCUGCUGGAGCCCUGCUCAGAGCCAGAGCAGAGCCUCAAACCCUACAGCCUGGUGCGGCCCCUGCUGGUGUCUGCCCUGCGGCCCGUGGUGCUUUUGCCUGAGUGCCUGGCGCCCCGGCUCAUCCGCAACCUCCUAGACCUGCCCAGUUCCCGUCUGGACUUCCAAGUGUGCCCAGCGGAAAGCCUCUCUGGAGAGGAACAGUGCACACUGUCAGCACCUGGAGCCCCCAAGGCCCGGCCUGCUGCCCCUGGUCUGGGCAGCAGGAUCCGUGCCAUCCAGGAGUCUGUCGGGAAGAAGCACUGCCUGUUGGAGCUGGGUGCUCGGGGCGUGCGGGAUCUGGUCCAGAACGAGAUCUACCCCAUCGUCAUCCACGUGGAGGUGACCGAGAAGAAUGUCCGGGAAGUCAGGGGUCUGCUGGGCCGGCCGGGCUGGCGGGACUCCGAGCUGCUGCGGCAGUGCCGGAGCUCGGAGCAUGUGCUCUGGGGGCUGCCCUGCUCCUGGGUGCAGGUGCCCGCCCACGAGUGGGGCCACUCAGAGGAGCUGGCCAAGGUGGUGCGGGGACGCAUCCUGCAGGAGCAGGCCCGCCUCGUGUGGGUGGAGCGUGGCAGCACCAGAGGCGGCGGCAGCAGCAGCAGCAGCGAGGCCUGAGGGCCCCCCUGGAAUGCCUGCACCUUCCUCCCUCACUCCAGAAGCCACCAGCAGGGACCCUGGUAUCUGCAGUGGAGCAGUGUCCUCCCAUCCUGAGCCUUCCUCAACCCUGGGACUGUUGACGCGGGGCCCUCGGCUGUGGGCUCUCUCACCCACAGGAGCCCCUGGCCAGAGCUCCCUCCCACCCCUGGACUUGCUGCUCUGGGCCUUUCCCUGGCCCUGUGUCUCCACGGACCCGUCUCGUGGGUCUCAAACACACAUCUGUGUCCUGUCCCUCAUGGCGCUCCUCAGAGCAUCUGCGUUCUCAGUCCUGUGCGUUGGUUUGCACACCCAAGAUCCCACAGGGUGGACUCGAGUCUGCCCCUCCCCUCGGCUCACAAGGUCUCCUGGCUCCACAGCCUCUUAUUUUCUUUUUGGCCUCACUGUGUGGCAUGCAGGAUCUUUGUUCCCUGAUCAGGGACUGAACCUGUGCCCUGUGCAGUGGAAGCACAGAGUCUUGGUCGCUGGACCACUGGGGAGUCCUCCACAGCCUCUUCUGUUCACAGGAGCCCCUGAGCCUGUCGUGUGUGACACCCACCCGUCCAGCUGACAUUUCUUGUGUUUACCUCCACGGGGGCGUUGUGGCCUCCCCAAUCCACCGUCACCUGUGACCUGAGUGUCACAUGUGUGUCUAUGGUUCUCCCCUGUGUAAAUGUCAUGCCCCCACCCCCGUGACCCUUAGGCACUAACCCGCGUGUGUUCCUGGUGAGCACACUCGAGGACCAUGUUCUCACAGCACCUGCGCCCUUCCCUGUCCUGCCUCUCAGAGGGAUGGGUGGGGAGGGGGCCAGCUGCUCUGUUACCAGAAUGUACAGCUUGUGGGUUUUUAAUGGGCU